Messenger RNA from Cotesia congregata, 3378 nucleotides. Lineage: Eukaryota; Metazoa; Arthropoda; Insecta; Hymenoptera; Braconidae. The record is from the annotation of a GenBank genome assembly.
AUGGAGACAGAGUCAAGGCGAAAAGGACCCAGGAGUCCAAGCGCAGAUUCAGACGACUCGUCACGGAGAAGACGCUCGAGGAAGUACGACCGCGACAGGUCGCCGUCGCCUAGACGCUCGAGGUACAGAAGGUCCAGGUCCCGAGGUCGGUCCGGCUCACGAGAGAGAAGGAGAAAAGACCCGGCGAGGAACUCUCAGGACUGGAACAAGUCUGGGCAGAACCAGGCCCAGACCCCGACAGCUGCUGCUUAUGUACCGCCGGUUCUCAAUCAAUAUCAGGCUCCGCCGCCGCCAAACACCACUCAGCCACCUCCACAGAUUCAACCGUACAAUCAGGGAUAUAACUACAAUUAUAAUUACAAUCAGGGGUACGAGUACGGUUACCAACAACCGGCUGGCUAUCGCAGUGAUUACCCACCACCUAAUUGGCAAGGAGGACAAGUACCAUACAAUAAUCAGCCAGCACCCGUUCCGCCCGCAAUGACGCCAGCGAUUGAUCCACCGCGACCUGUUGAAACUGCUCCUUCUAUCGGAGCUGUUUCUCGUCCUGAGGAGAGCAAAAAAGAAGCUAUUGCAGCUGAAAAAAAACAACAACAAGCGACGUUGUUGAAACAACGAGAGGAAUAUGUUAGAAAAACUACGACCUUGCAAAGAGAGUUAGAAAUAUUAAGACAGCAGUGUGAUGAAAUUGGUAAAGAAGAUGGUCGUGAAAAUCGUAUUGUCAAAGAAAAUCAAAAGCUACAGGUUGAAAUUCAAAAUAAAAUGAAGUCAAUUCACAAUGUAAUUGACAUGUUAACCGGAAUAAUCGGCGACAAGGCGACAGUCGAUGACCUGAGAAUAAAAUAUAAGUCAGACGCACCAUUGAAGCGCGGGAAGAGUCCUAAAGAGGACUUUCCCAAAGCUAAAUUAAUGGAGUCUCCAACAAAAUCCUCGAGCUCGGAGGGAGACCGCGAGGCUAAAGCCGAGCGCGAGCGUAAGCUAAGGUUAAACGAAGAGGAUUCUAAGCCAACUUACAAUUUUGUACAUUAUGACCCGGAAAUGCAUUGGUGUAAGGUCUGCGAUAUCUUUCCUAAAACAGCUAAGGAAUAUUUGAAUCAUCUUCACUCCAAUGAGCAUAAAGAAACUUGUCUGGAAAGGAAGAUCGUGGAUAUGCCCUGGCACAAACGUAAUGGCGAAGGAACGGAAAAGGAAGUACCGUAUUACCCCGGUCUACCGACUAAAAGGACUCCCAUUAAAGGCUUGCAAUUCUUCAGCCCGGCUACUGCUUGGUACUGCAGACUCUGCGAUUCUUGGAUAGGCGAUCUCCACUGUGCUAGUCUUCAUCUUAAGUCUAAACGUCAUUCUGAAAACUUUUGUAACUAUGUUGACCAAAAUCCUCACUGGGAAACCGACUGGAUGGCAGACCGCGAGAAGGCAUUUUCCGACGAGCGUCAGAAGCAAAUGCAAUUAGAACUUCAAAAGCAAAAAGAAGACGAGCCUUCAGCAAAGCCCAAGAAGUCUAAAAAGUCCAAAAAGAACAAAAAAAAGUCCAAGAAGCGUAAGAACAAAAGCAGCAACAGCGAGUCUAGCAGCGACUCGGAGAACUCGUCAGACCAGGAGUCAGACCAGGACACAUCCAAGAGCAUCCGCGUGGCGAUGCGUAACAAGAUGAAGGCCUCGACCCAGGCAAUCCUCAACGAGGAGAUCGACUACCACGGAAUAAAGUUAAAGGGCCACUGGUCCCAGGUCGCCGGGGCGAAGGAUCCAGAAAACGACGACCGCGCGCUCCUGAAUUCUAUCCGCGACAAGCUGAAGGCCAAGCAGGAAGAAGAGAUGAAGCGCCGGCCUGAAGUGAUCGCGGUUUCAGAUGGUCAAGAAAUUAAGGAAGGCAACGGGUUCUCGGAGAAGCCGUCGGAGUCGACUUUGGAGGCCUGGGGGCCCAAAGAGCCGCCAAAGCCUUUUUGGAUUAAAAAAGACGAGGACAAAGCCCAGCCGAGACAAGACCAAGGCAAGUCGGACAUUCCCAAGCCGGAGGAAAUUCCUAAGCCUCAUAUGGGCUUCUGGACCAAGCAGCAGGUCAACAUGCCCGCUAAAGCCCAGGAGAAGUCUUUAUCCGAUCGCGAGGACGACCGCGAGCGAGAUCGUGAUCGCGAUCGUGACCGCGAUCGCAAAUAUGACCACAAAGACGACCGCGACAGGAAGUAUGAUCGCAGAGACCACGGCAGGUACGACAGCUACGACAGGCGAGGUCGUGGAGGCCGGGAACGCGAUAGAGAAAGAGACAGAGACCGCGAUCGCGAUUAUUAUGACGAUAGGAACGACAGGAGGAAAGACAGGCGCCCUGAUGACUCUCCUAGGCGCUGGAGAGACAGUCCCAAGAGAGGCUAUGAUAAGUACAAGCCUAGAGAUGAAGACUCUAAUGAUGAAAAGUACGAUAAAAAAACUGCGGACGCGAAGAAGAAACUGCCCCCGAAAAAGCCCCCGACGUCGAACCCGGGAAAAGGAAAGCUACCUUUUAUUGGAAGACUUCCACUUUUUAAGAAGAAAGAGGAGAAUAAGCCCGAGAAAGAUAUCACACCGCUGCCUUAUACUACCAGCAAGUUCGAAGAUACUCCUAAGGUACCUAAUGAGAUUAUUAAUCCUCCUGGGGUCGUGCAUAUUACUAAGCUAGCUGGGCCUGUUAUUAGUAAUAAUGUUCCGGUUAGUAAACCCGCGAUGAAGAUUCUUGUUGCUCCACCACCGCCAGUUCUCAAUGCGCCUAAAACUGCGGCUAAUCCGCCACAGGUAGUAGACAUGGAAAUAGAAGACCAGCUAGAAGAAACGAUAAUCGAGGACACAACCAACGACACCUCAAAGCCAACGACGACCUCAUCAAAGCCAACCCCAGCAUCAACUGCCAUAACAACCGCGUACAGCCAGCCUCCACCGUUCAUGACGAGUAACGCAGCUUACGGUCCGGGGCAGCAGUUUCCAGUCCGACCACCAGUGAUGCCGACGACGAUGCCGACGUACGCGCACCCUCCACCCAUGCAGACGGCGUACGUAGCCCCUCAAGCCAUGCCAAUGAUGCCCAUGGAGCCGCCGAUGGUGGUCGAGGGCGUCCCAGCGGAGCCCGAGACCGACAAGCGCGCCGAAGGGCCGCUGCCUGAGGACCUCCAGGAAGCUCUCAACAUUAUUUUCCCCAAAGACGAGGUCGAGGCUCGAAAAGACCUUCAGGCCGACAACCAUAUCAUGUACGCCUCUAUGUACAGCAGCAUGAUCGGGUGCGUCGGGUACGGUCCUGAGUACAUGGACCAGCCUCCCCCCGAGAUCACCCAGGCCGAGACCGAGACCGAGGCCCAGCCGGGGCCCGAUGACCUCAAGAUGCUCGGGAUCGACGAGGGUGACACUAUUUUUUAA